Messenger RNA from Cyprinodon variegatus (sheepshead minnow), 3303 nucleotides. Its product is annotated as phosphatidylinositol 4-phosphate 5-kinase type-1 alpha-like. The record is from RefSeq and is a predicted model, not a curated record. Gene Ontology annotation, biological process: phosphatidylinositol metabolic process. Lineage: Eukaryota; Metazoa; Chordata; Actinopteri; Cyprinodontiformes; Cyprinodontidae. The coding region runs from base 50 to 1849 and encodes 599 amino acids. Gene Ontology annotation, molecular function: phosphatidylinositol kinase activity. The transcript has 16 exons.
UCAGAUUUGAACGCUCAUUGCAGUAUGUGAUGCGAAUGGUCCAGGCGUAAUGGCGACUGCUGAAACAGCAGACACGGGAUCAACAGUCCCGACAGGGGCCAGCAGUAUUCGCAGAAUGGCCCCUGCAGAGUUGCCUGGUUCUUCAGGCACCACCCAAAGUAUGAAGAAGACCAUCGGGCACAGGGGUGUGGAAACGACCACUGGAGAGACCACAUACAAAAAGACCACAUCAUCUGCCUUAAAGGGUGCAAUUCAGUUAGGCAUUGCUCACACAGUUGGCAGCCUAAGCCAAAAGGCAGAGAGAGAUGUUCUUAUGCAGGACUUUGUGGUGGUUGAGAGCAUCUUCUUCCCCAGCGAAGGGAGUAACCUGACCCCUGCUCAUCACUACAGUGACUUUCGCUUUAAGACCUACGCUCCUAUUGCUUUCCGUUACUUUAGAGAGAUGUUCGGCAUUCGGCCAGAUGACUACCUGUAUUCCCUGUGUAAUGAGCCACUCAUCGAGCUGUCGAACCCGGGUGCCAGUGGAUCCCUCUUCUAUGUCUCUAGUGACGAUGAGUUUAUUAUCAAGACAGUUCAGCACAAAGAGGCAGAAUUUCUUCAGAAGCUAUUACCCGGUUACUUCAUGAACAUAAACCAGAACAAGCGCACCCUACUGCCUAAGUUCUACGGCCUGUACUGCGUUCAGGCAGGGGGGAAGAACAUCCGCAUUGUUGUGAUGAAUAACCUUCUGCCCCGGAUCAUCCCCAUGCACUUCAAAUACGACUUGAAGGGAUCCACCUAUAAGAGACGAGCUUCUCCGAAGGAAAGAGAAAAGGCUGUUCCUACUUACAAAGACCUGGAUUUUAUCCAGGACAUGCCUGAUGGCCUGCUGCUGGAAGCAGACAACUACAAUGCUCUCUGCAAGACUAUUCAGAGGGACUGUUUGCUUCUGCAGAGUUUUAAGAUCAUGGACUACAGCUUGUUGAUGGGAAUCCACAACAUGGACCAAGCAAGUCGAGAGCGGGAGCGUAGUGGAGGCAAUUCAAGUGACAGCAUUGCAUUGGAGGGCCCGGUAACUCCGGAUCAGCGUCGCCCCCUAGCUCAGAAAAGUUUGUACUGCACAGCCAUGGAGUCCAUCCAGGGGGAAGCACGAGGAAAGGGAUCUCUGGAUUCGGAAGACCAUGUGGGAGGUAUUCCAGCCCGCAACGCUAAAGGAGAAAGGUUGCUGAUCUACAUUGGCAUCAUUGACAUUCUUCAGUCCUACAGGUUUAUUAAGAAACUGGAACACUCCUGGAAAGCACUGGUCCAUGAUGGGGACACUGUUUCAGUUCACAGACCUGGUUUCUACGCGGAGCGUUUCCAGCAGUUCAUGUGCAACACAGUUUUCAAGAAAAUUCCACUUAAGCCGUCACCCUCUAAGAAGAGUCGUGGAGGGGGUCAAGGAGGGCUUAGAAGAGCCCCCACUUUAGGGGGUCCCACUCCGCUCACCCACGCAGCAGGACAGUCUGCAGAGGGCUCCAGACUGGGAUAUCACAGCCAUUUUAAAAGCACAGAAUCAGAGGCUGACACCAGUGUUCAGCAAGACAAACCAGACCUGGUUCCUAGGACGCCCCCACCUGCAGACCACCCUGCUGAUGCUGAGGCCAAUCUGUCCACCUCUUCACUAGGCAGCGCAGGAGAAGGUUCCACCUCUCCUCCACUACGCUCCGUUGGAGUAGAAGUGCACAAAUCAGCAAACACAGACCACGACCAGGGAAUGUUCCCCAGUUUGGGGGCGGAAGGCGCCGCUGAUAACUCAACCAACCUGUCUGGAAACGAGGAGGUAGUUUCUCUCUCUGACAUCGUCCCAGAGACUAACAUCUGCUUUUAAAAAAAAAAGAAACCUGGGCCACAUCUAUGAAGAUGAGGCACUUCUGGAACCGAUGAGGUGGUUGAAAGUAAGAGCAACGUAAAUGAAAAGUCCUCCCUCCAAGACGACCCCUUCAUAGGUCCUGUGUUUCCCAGUCACCCCUCAGCAUAGACGAGAGCUGCUCCGUCAACCAGGAGAAGAGAGAUGAAAAGAAAUGAAGGACUAGGCUUCUGACUACGAGCCGUCAUCGGUCACUAGCUCCAUUACAGCUGCAGCAGAUAUCUUCCUCAUUGUGCGUAUUGAAAUGAGGCAAGUCCUGUCCAUCAUCCAGAGGAUGAAGAGAUGCGAUUUUUCAGAUAAUUCAACAGAAGCACACUGAGCUCAGAGCUCACAUAAAGGGCAAACCUGCACGGCUGCAGUUUGAUUCCAGCCCCUGUACCUCUGGUCAGUAGAGACACUCUAAACUGACCAUAGAAAUAAUUUGAAUCAACAACUGCUGCUCGGAUCCACAAUCACAUUUAUUUCUUCCCUAUUGUCAUCUGUGUACAGUAUUUGGAAUCAGAUUUAGAAGGUGGAGCGGGUCGAACAAAACCCCAGGACAUUUUCGUUUCCCAUUUUGAAUUGUUGUAGUACCCUCAGUGGUACAAGCUAGACCUUUGCCACUGAUGAAUGUAUUCCUACGUUCCUCUAAAGCAGAAAGUGUCUUAUUAAAACAAACACCCACAUUUCUACCACCCUUAAAAUCCGUCCCCUGCUAAUGUGGCCACGUAUGCUGAAGUCUGAGUACAGAACAGAGCGUUUGCAGCAUUGCUGGAUAGUAAAUGCUGGUAAAGUAAGUGUCUUUUAAAUAUUGUAGUAUUUUUAAGUUAUUGUCUGUGCCUUGUGUGUUUUUCUUUGACUUUUUUAAAUGUAUAGCUGACAUUGGUGAAGGUUAGUGCUGCAGUUGCACAUAGAACCUGCCUUAUCACUACUGCUGAUGUUCAUCAAACUGCCAUUUAUACAGUAUAUCCUCACUAACCAGUCAGUUGUGAAGGUUUACAAGAGCUCCAGAACACUAACACCAGUUACCGUUGUGGGAGAUUGUCUUCCCCCUGAUUUAACAGUAAUUUGUUUCUACUGGUUAUGGAAACUAACACCUGAUGCUUUGACCAAUAUUACUAACCAUGACUUUAAAGCAAUCGCUUAAAUCUUUUGAAAUGAGGUUUCCUUGAAAGGUUAUCUGCGGUAAAUAUCUUACCUGCAGUGAACAACUGGAUUAAACCACCUUCAGAUUAGUUGGUCCUGUAUGUUGAAACUCAUCUGAAAGGCCAAAUAGGUUUUUUGUCAAAUUUCUUCAAACAGCUACUAUCUAAAUGUCCUUAAAAGCACAUUUUGAAUGCAGGAUUGUUUUUAUUUAGUUGCUUAUUUAUUAUUUCUCUGUCAGGGUCUAAUGGAAAUAAUUUCAUGGAGGGAGAUUGCAGAGCAGUUUGUAUAGA